This is a messenger RNA of Physcomitrium patens, 2821 nucleotides long. NCBI's taxonomy places the organism in Eukaryota, Viridiplantae, Streptophyta, Bryopsida, Funariales, Funariaceae. The record is from RefSeq and is a predicted model, not a curated record.
GCUGCUGCCGGGCUGCCGGGCACCCAGAGCCAAGCAAUGGCCGACUGAACAAGACAUUCAUGACUGCAUGAGCUCUCACCCCGGCCGCUGCCGCCACAUGUUUCCCUUGCAGGGCGCCUUUAGGUCGGUCGUUGCUUUGCGUUGCAGAGAUGAAGGUCGAUAUGAUCACGAAGUGUCUACUGUAAUGGCGAGGUGUUGGUAGGCUUAAGUAGGAAUUCAUCAGCUCCUCGAUCUUCAGCAGCAGUCGUGAUCCCUGUUUGAGUUAGAACUUGAACCCAAGGGAUCGAUGGCGUAGUCCAUUCCUGGAGGCUGUGGAACUCCGUCCCACUGCCAGUAUUGGUCCAAGGGCACCGGUCAGAAUAAUUCCUGCCAAGAUUGCGGUCGCUAUGCGCCCACCGCCGGUGUGGGAUACAAUUUCUGCUCCCAGUGCUAUACCAAAUCGUGUACGAGUUGCGCUUCUCUCAAGCUGCAAGGAGGUGCAACACAGUCACGGUCACGUGGAAGCCCAAGCUACGAUUCGGACGAUGAUGGCGAGAAGAAUCCAGUAACGCCGUCUGUAGUAUCGAUGGCGGAGACCGUGCUAGGAGGGUGUGGAACCCCGUCCCACAGCCAACUUUAUGGGUUUAACGGUGGGGGUGACACUAUUGCCUGCGACGAUUGCGGUCGCCCGGUGCCUGGCAACGCCGAUGUAGGGUACUACUUCUGCAACCAGUGCCAUGUCAGUUCGUGUGUGAGUUGCACUUCUCUCAAGCAAAGCCAUCCGGGCUCGUUCAAUGCUCCACGGGAGAAGAAAACCUUCAAUGCAGCUCAGUCGUCGCGUGCAAGCCCAGGGACGCGGACUUCUUACAAGGGGAAGAUCAGCUACGAUUCGGACGAUGAUGGCGAGGAGAAUCCGGGAAUGCCGUCUGUGGAAUUGAUGGCGGAGACUCCCAUUCCAGGAGGGUGUGGAACCCCGUCCCACUGCCAGUAUUGGUCUAGGGGCACGGGUCAGAAUAUUGCCUGCCAAGAUUGCGGUCGCUAUGUGCCCACCGCCCGUGUGGGAUACUAUUUCUGCUCCCAGUGCUACGCCAAAUCGUGUAUGAGUUGCGCUUCUCUCAAGCUGCAAGGAGAUGCAAAACAGUCACGGUCACGUGGAAGCCCACAGCAGCAGGCAACUGCAGCAGCGCAGAGAUCCCGUGGGCUUCCGCAACAGACUGUGAAUGCAGCACAGUCUUCACGUACAAGCCCAGCGACGCGGAAUUCUUACAAGGUGAACAGCAAUCCAGUAACGCCGUCUGUAGAAUCGAUGGGGAGGGCCAUUCGAGGAGGGUGUGGAAUCCCGUCCCACGUCCAACGUUAUUGGUGUAACGACAGGACUAUUGCCUGCGAAGAUUGCAGCCGCCAGGUGCCCACCGCCGGCGUAGGAUACUACUUCUGCAACCAGUGCGAGGUCAGUUCGUGUAUGAGCUGCACUUUUGUCAAGCAAGGCCAUCAGAGCUCGUCCAAUGCUGCUCCAUCUUCACGUGCAAGCCCAUUGGUGCUGGCUUCAGACGACGACAACGACGACGACGAGAAGCCAGUACUGCCGUGUGCAGGAUUGCUUACCCAUUCACUCGAAUUCCUGCAGAAAUCACCUUACUAUGGCAACUGUUUUGGCUGUAACAUGUGUGGGGAAGCAGGCUACAGCGAGCUCUACCACUGCGAAUCUUGCCAAUUCGCCGCACACAAACAGUGCGCAGAAGUCGAGGAGGAAGUCAAGGUUUUCUACCACAAGCAUCCGUUGCAAAGAUAUUACACAGGUGAAGAUGAAGAGGACAUCAUUUGCCAAUGUUGCCAGGGAGAAGUAGAGGAAGAUGUCAGCCCUUGGGUGUACAAGUGUCCCGACUGCACCAACUUUGCUGUGCAUGCGCGCUGCGCGAAGUACGCCAAGUCGUUGACGCAUGGAAGCCAUCCUCAUAAGCUCAAGCUGGUGCACAAGUCAUCGAAAGGCAAAUCCCGGCAAUGCGGUUGCGAUGGAUGCGGCAAUGAAAUACUCCACACCUUCCAUUACACUUGCACCAAGUGGGGGUGUGACUUCGAUCUGCACCCGUUGUGCGCGGUGCUUCCAACCAAGCCUCUUUGUCGAAUGAAUCCUUCUCACCGUGUGGAGAUAGAUUAUUUUCCACUGGCGUCUGAGCAGUGCGCCCUUUGCGAUUCCCCGUCAGAUGAAGCCUGGUUGUAUCGAUGCCGCAUCUGUGAUGUGUCCAUGCAUGUCGACUGCUUCAGUGCUGAGACAGACGAAGAUUCCAGCGAUGACGAGGAUGACGAGGAAGACGAAGAUUUGGGUGAGCUAUAUCAGAAAUUCAUAGAUUCCAUGGACGAUUUCGGCAACCAAGGCAAUGAGGAGAAGGUGGACAAGCUCUCGGAGCUCGUGAAUAGCUUCAAGAGCACCACGGAAGCUGCAGCAGCUUCGUCGCUUCCCAGACAAAGUUCAGUAGUGACAUCAAGGGUGCAUCCGAAGGUUAGCUCACUUGCUCGGAGUGAGACGCACAUCUUGGAUCAAGGGUUCGCGAACAUGAGUCUGGGCGACUGCUCACCAUCCAGAUAUCAACGCGACAGCUCACCACCCCCAUAUUUCCCAGAUGACAACCCACAAUCCACAUAUUCCCCAGGCGGCAGCCCAGAUCUCGCGAGAGCGACGCAUCGGAGGAAGAGCGUCGAAGGAUCAAGCAGGCCGCCAAGGAGCAAAGGCGGAAAGAGAAGGCAGCAGCGAGGGAAUUGCAGGAGCAAGAGAAGGCAGCGCGGAGAGAAGAGAAGGCGAAACGGGAAGCGAAGGUAAUUGCUGAAUUGCAGAACAUCGCAA